AUGGCUGGAGGUAAGAGCAGUACAUUGAAGAAAACUGCUAGGCAUAACUACAACAUCCCCGAAACUGAAAAUAGCGCCUCUGCCAUUGUUCCUCUAAAUGUAGAUCCCAUCUCUAUGGUUCCUGAAGAACUAGCUAUUGUAGUUGAUGCACCACUUGUGUCAUCUUACAAUGAUCGAAUACGCCCAUUGCUUGAUGCAAUUGACAAGCUUCGACAACUUAAGGUCAUGCAAGAAGGUAUACAGCUUCCAACAAUUGUCGUAGUUGGUGACCAAUCGUCUGGGAAGUCUAGUGUUCUUGAAUCACUUGCUGGCAUCAGCCUCCCCCGAGGCCAAGGCAUUUGCACUAGGGUGCCACUCAUAAUGAGGCUUCAGCAUCAUUCAAAUCCUCUUCCGGAGCUUCACUUGCAGUUUCAUGGCAGAACGGUGCAAACAGAUGAAAAUCAUAUAUGUGAUGCCAUUAAUAAAGCAACUGAUGAGAUUGCAGGCAGUGGCAAAGGCAUAUCCCAUACCCCAUUAACACUGGUAGUGAAGAAAAAUGGUGUACCUGAUCUUACAAUGGUUGAUUUGCCUGGACUCACUAGGGUGCCUGUUCAUGGGCAGCCCGAAGAUAUAUAUGAGCAGAUAUCAGCUAUGAUCACAGAAUACAUAAAACCAGAGGAGAGCAUUAUCUUGAAUGUUUUGUCUGCAACUGUUGAUUUUACAACUUGUGAAUCCAUUAGGAUGUCACAGCGUGUGGACAAGACCGGCCUGAGAACUCUGGCAGUUGUUACCAAAGCUGACAAAGCUCCUGAGGGACUCCUAGAGAAAGUUAUGGCAGAUGAUGUGAAUAUCGGGCUUGGCUAUGUAAGCGUUAGGAAUCGAAUAGGUGAUGAAUCAUAUGAUGAAGCUCGAAAUGAAGAAGCCAGAUUAUUCCAAACCCAUCCACUUCUCUCAAAAAUAGACAAGUCUAUGGUCGGUAUUCCAGUUCUGGCCCAAAAGCUGGUCCAAAUUCAAGCUGCCAUAAUAGCAAAAUGCUUGCCUGAUAUAGUCAGGAAGAUCAAUGACAAGCUGAAUGAAAACAUGUCUGAACUCAACAAGAUGCCCCCAAAAUUUUCUUCUGUUGCAGAAGCAAUGAAAGCAUUCAUGUGGAUUAUUGGAUCUUCCAAGGAGUCCCUUAGGAAAAUCCUUUUGAGAGGUGAAUUUGAGGAAUAUCCAGAUGACAAACACAUGCAUGGCACUGCUCGUCUGGCAGAAAUGCUCAGCCAGUAUGCUGAAGAACUCCGGAAAAGUGCAGAAAGUAAUUACAGUGAGAACUUUCUAAUGGAGGAGAUAAAAGUUCUAGAAGAAACCAAAGGCAUUGGGCUGCCAAAUUUCCUUCCUCGCACAGCUUUUCUCAUUAUCCUUCAGAGAAAAGUAAAUGAGAUAUCAGGUUCUCCAUUACAGUUUGUUUCGAAAGUAUGGGACUACAUUGAGACGGUUGUUCUUAAGGUAUUGAUGCAGCAUACUGAAAAUUACCAAGCACUCGAGUCUUCUACAAGAAGGGCAGCCCAGAACAUUUUUGUAAGGAUGAAGGAAAAGUCAUUGAAUCGAGUUUUGGAGAUAAUAGAGAUGGAGAAGAUUAGCGAUUAUACCAGUGAUCCUGAGUACAUGACAGCAUGGAGUAAGCUGAUGGCUAACAAUAAUGCCUUCCUUGAGGUUAUGAAUGAUCACUCGAAGCCCACUAAGAUUAUGAUUGAAUGUUUUGGGGAUAUUGAAUUGGGGCAUUUGCGGCUUUUUCCUAGUCAGAGAGAGCAAGCAUUUGACAUGAAAAUGAGAAUCACUGCAUAUUGGAAGAUUGUUCUCAAAAGACUUGUUGAUUGCAUGGCUCUUCACAUGCUGUUAAGUGUUAAGAGUCUGGUUAACAGGGACAUGGAAAUGGAGAUUGUGAAUGUACACAUGGAUCCUGAAGGUGGUGGAAUAGAACGAAUGCUAGAAGAGGUGCCCUCAGUUGCUAUAAAGCGUGAGAGAUUGAACAAAAGUAUCAAGCUGCUGAAGGAUUCUAAGGAAGUUGUUGCGAAGGUCAUGGACAGAAUUGCUAUUACUGGUGAUUAA
Molecule: messenger RNA, 2070 nt
Organism: Ilex paraguariensis (yerba mate)
Lineage: Eukaryota; Viridiplantae; Streptophyta; Magnoliopsida; Aquifoliales; Aquifoliaceae
Source: the annotation of a GenBank genome assembly